AUGGAUGGUCAAGAUCCAGGUUACGGUCAGAAUGUACUACCUCCAUUACCAUCUCAUUAUAGUCCGAUGAUGGCACUCGGUGCUCCACCACCACCACCGUUGUCCUUGUCAUCGUCUGAUGUAAAAUAUAAUUUGUACGAUACUGGAGUCAAUGAAAGUAAACCAUUUAAUGACGUUAAUGGUAUGCUUCAACAAAUCAUGUCCAUUGUUGAUCAAAGUCUUGAUGAAGCUCAAGCACGUAAACACGCAUUCAAUCAAAGUCGACUUAAACCAGCAUUUUUUCAAGUAUUGUGUGAGAUUAAAGAAAAGACAGCUAUCAACAUUCGAAAUCUACCGGAAGAUGAACCACCUGAUUCGCAAUUGAUGCGAUUGGAUAACAUGCUGAUCGCUGAAGGUAUUGCUGGACCAGAAAGAACGGGUGGAUCAUCAUCAGCGGCAAGUGCUAAUGCUGCUGCCAGUAUUAACGAUGAUUCAGCGCUCGAACACGGUGAUUAUCGUGCAAAAUUAUCUCAAAUUCGACAAUUGUAUCAUAGUGAACUUGAAAAAUACGAACAAGCAUGCAAUGAUUUCACCAGUCAUGUAAUUAACUUAUUACGCGAACAAAGUCGUGCACGGCCUAUUUCACCACGAGAAAUCGAUCGAAUGGUAAUGAUUAUUCGAAAGAAAUUUUCAUCAAUUCAAUUACAACUGAAACAAAGUACAUGUGAAGCUGUGAUGAUACUUCGUUCACGGUUUCUUGAUGCUCGACGAAAACGUCGAAAUUUCAGUAAAACAGCUACCGAAGUUCUCAAUGAAUAUUUCUAUUCACAUCUAUCAAAUCCAUAUCCAAGUGAAGAAGCCAAAGAAGAAUUGGCUCGAAAGUGUAGCAUCAGUGUAUCACAAGUCAGUAAUUGGUUCGGUAACAAACGUAUACGAUACAAGAAAAAUAUCGGUAAAGCUCAAGAAGAAGCCAAUCUAUAUGCUUCGAAGUUAGCCAAUCAAGCAGCACAGGGUGUUGGCGGCAUACGUCGAGACAGUGACAGUUCUCAACAAGACAAGCCUGCACGUAAAAGUCGUUCUCGAGUCAAAAAAUGA
Adineta ricciae is the source of this 1074-nucleotide messenger RNA. NCBI's taxonomy places the organism in Eukaryota, Metazoa, Rotifera, Eurotatoria, Adinetida, Adinetidae. The record is from the annotation of a GenBank genome assembly.